Ascochyta rabiei is the source of this 723-nucleotide messenger RNA. RefSeq lists its product as uncharacterized. The record is from RefSeq and is a predicted model, not a curated record. Lineage: Eukaryota; Fungi; Ascomycota; Dothideomycetes; Pleosporales; Didymellaceae. Bases 1 to 723 code for a protein of 240 amino acids. The transcript has a single exon.
AUGUCAGCGAGCACUCUGCUUGCUUCUUACGCCCAGCUGCAUGCAUCCUGGCAUGCUGCAACGUUGGCCACCCAUCGUGCCAGGAACGGAGAUCGCCAGCAGUGUGCGAAAGUGAUGAGCAUAAGCGAUGCACCACGGCCGUCUAUCCUGGUCGUGCAGACACAACCUCCCUGUCCACCGCCCCCAUGGCGAGGCUCAGCCCGAGUCGCCGUGACCCGUCUCCCUGUCUACACCGUCGACUGUCGGGAGGGACAAAGGUCGGCAAGGACGACGUCGUCGACUCUAUUUCCUCUCGGCCCGAGCGAGCACAUCCCUCUCUUCCUCGCACUGCUUUGCGCACAGUUGCACAAGAUACUCCCUACUGUGACACAGAGGCUUUGUAAAGCGGAGCAACGACAGCUUGCAAUGUACCUGAUACAACCGUACAGCUGCAUGUCAGCAAAUGCGCUUUCGCAGACAUCCUUACCAUCCUCCUCCUUCUUUUAUGCGCCAUGUCGUCUAACACGUCUAUCGACCUACAUCGAUAUGGGCUCUGCAUGCUUGUCUCCCAGCGCAGACAUCUUCGUCUGUGCUUCUCAUCACAAUAAGCGCGUGUCUCAGGCCGCCUUACAGCUCGCUUCCCUGCGUAACCAUGCUGAUCACGUCACAACAAGCCAAGUCCAACGACGCGGUUUGCCAUGUGAUCCUGGGGCUAAGCCCUACAGCCGUGACGAGCUCUCCUAA